CAUCACAGGACUUCUUGUCACUCCUCAGGUAGGCAGAACCUCAGAUUAGUCUGCGCUGUUCUUUAGUUAAGCACAUGUGGUACUUCAGACUGGUAAAGGUGUUUUGUGUGCGGCGUAAUUUAUAGUUUAUUAAACUACAGUUAAGCUUCAACCAUGGGUAUUCUUACACAAGACGACAAGCAAAACAUCAGAGACUUUUGGGCGAAAGUCUUUGAGAACGCAGAAGACAACGGAAAAGCAAUUAUUAUACGGCUAUUCAUUGACCACCCAGAAACCAUGAAGUAUUUUAAACACUUCAAAAACGUCACCAGCAGGAUGGAACUGGAGAAGAAUGCGCGUGUCAAAGUCCACGGAAGAAGGGUCAUGAAUGCGAUCAACCAGAUCGUUGAGAGCAUGGAUGACUGGGGGGCAGUGGUUGGAAUCCUUACCCCACUGGCAGAGAAGCAUAAAGAAGUGCACAAAGUCGGAGUUCUCAAUUUCAAGCUUUUGUUUGAAACGAUUAUUAACGUUUAUAAAGAUGCUUUGGGAGCCUCCUUCACAGCCUCCAUCUGCGAGUCAUGGAGAAAAGUCUUCAAGCUCCUCUUUGACUUCCUGGAAGCUUUCUACACAAACACCAGUGAGAGUUGUAAAACUGGCCCCGUCUGAAGAGAACAGUGGGUCUACCAUCAGUGACAUAUUACACUCUGGUUAAUAAUAUAUUCUACAAAAACCGUAGCACUCGUUUCAACUCGGUACAGCAUUUAAUUGAUACUUUUUUCCGUUCAUAAUAUUUAGUACUGUAUUUGUGUUUUAUUCAGUAUGAUGUUACCAUUGGCGUAUAUAUACAUCUGAGUAAAUGCUGCACCAUCCUGUUUUAAAAAAAAGAUAGUUUAGCCACACUAUUUGUAUAUCAUUAAACACUUUACAAUAACCAAGAGUGACUAUUGUUAUAAGAGACUAGUAAUUCUGUAUAUUACAUUGCAUUACUCCUAACUCUGACCUUAAUUCUAACCUUAAUCAUUACUGUGUAUUGUAUAUGUUACUCUAUGAACAUGUUAUUCUUAAGUAAAGAGGCAUACACUCUGA
Molecule: messenger RNA, 1065 nt
Organism: Acipenser ruthenus (sterlet)
Lineage: Eukaryota; Metazoa; Chordata; Actinopteri; Acipenseriformes; Acipenseridae
Product: cytoglobin-1-like
Exons: 3
Coding region: 154-645 (163 amino acids)
Biological process (GO): oxygen transport
Molecular function (GO): iron ion binding; oxygen binding; heme binding
Source: RefSeq, a predicted model, not a curated record